AACACACUGCCUGACUGCCAGCUGUCCAAACUGUGGAACUUACCUGAAAGCACAUUUGGAAAUGUUACCAAAAACACGUGUUGUUAACAAGCGGACUGGAUAACACGAUAUAUUUAUUUGAAUGUAUUCUGUUUUGUUUCUUCGACGAUACUUCUUGACAAACGCCACAGAAAAGGAAGCGCGCGCAGGCGGAUGUUGAUGAACUAUUAGCGGCUCUCACGCGCAGCGCUUCUCCACCGGAAAUUCACGAGAAGUUUCGGCUUUAAGAGAUUUUGUUCUCGGCAGACAGAACGUGGCUUCGGAUACCGGGCAGUUUUCAUGAAAAAUUACACUUGUUCACACUUUAUCUAAGAGAGAAGCCGAGAGUAAAGCCGCCAAUGGGUUCUCAUGGGCCGGGGCGGAAAAGAACCCCUAACAGAAAUGGGGUGACUCCAGAAGAAGAUGCACUUAAUGUAAUAGCAAGAGAGGCUGAGGCCCGGUUGGCAGCUAAGAGGGCAGCCAGGGCAGAAGCUCGCGAGAUCCGCAUGAAAGAGCUGGAGAGACAGCAGAAAGAGAUCUAUCAAGUCCAGAAGAAAUACUAUGGCUUGGAGAAUCUGGACAGCAAAUGGGGGGACAUUGAGCAAUGGAUGGAGGACAGUGAGCGGUAUACACGCCACUCACGAAGACAUGGCUCGAUGUCAGAUGAUGAAGAACGGAUGUCGGUGGGGAGCAAGAGCAGCACACGGCUAUCUCAAAUGUCCUUACCCACUCACAAGAGCUCAAAGAAGAAGAAAAAGAUGAAGCACUCUCCUGAAUUUAGCAAUGGCUAUGAUGAUGAUUACAGCUCAGUUUCUGGCCGGCUGUCUGAGUAUAGUGGUCUUCUGCGUUCAAGUUCCAGAACAUCAUCCAGGACAAGCUCCAGAUGUGCCAGUCCUGUGGAGAACAGCAGCAGUUCAGUGGCCAGUUUUUUACGAAAGGCGGCUAACAGCAGUGGCUUAUCUAGAGACUUGGAUUAUGUGACUAUUCCAGAUUUGCCAAACGUGAGUGGCAAGCUGCUUAGGUUGGAUGACAGGUUAGAAAGAGAAACCUUUGAAAAGGGCUCUUCUCGAGUGUCAGCUAUGUCUACUGUUACGCUUACCUCACACGGCGGAACGUCCUCACGCAGAGGAAGUGGAGAUUCAUCUGUCACUGCAGACACAGAGGCCUCCUUACAUGAGCUGAAGGAGAUUCAUGAGCUUAAGGAUCAGAUCCAGAAUGUCGAGGCCAAGUAUAUGCAGAGCCUCAAAGAAGUCAAGGAUUCCCUGGUAGAAAUGGAGGAAAAGUAUCGCAAGGCCAUGGUGUCCAACGCUCAACUGGAUAACGAGAAGUCCAAUUUCAUGUACGAGGUAGACACAUUAAAAGACUCCUUAAUGGAGCUUGAGGAGCUUCUUGCUGAGACUCGAAGAGAGCUCGGGGAGAAGAGUAAGGAUCUGGAGCGAGAGAAGCAUGCCCACAGUAUACUGCAGUUCAAGUUCGAUGAACUAAAAGAAACACUGAAGCAAAGUGAUGAGCUACUGACUGAGAUACGUCAGUUGCGACUCAAACAAGAUGGCUUUGUUAGGGAGAUUUCAGACCUGCAGGAAACUAUCGAAUGGAAGAAUAAAAAAGUCGGGGCGUUAGAAAAGCAGAAGGAGUAUUCGGAUGCGAUCCGAAAUGAGCGAGAUGAGCUCAGGGACGAAGUGGUUCAGCUCAAAGACAUUUUAAAGAAACAUGGCAUUGUCAUCGGAUCUGACUUAAACACCCAUAAGGACGUAGCAGAUGGAUCAUCAGGCAAUGACGUGCAGCAGGGCAGCAGUAUACUAGGCACCCAGGAGUGGCAGCUGGGUAGAGAUGAAAAUCUAGGGGGUUCCAGAGGAAGCCAAUUCCAACAACCAAGGCACUUUGAUCAUGGAUUGCAAGAGAAUGGUCCGCCUUCGCAUGUUUCAGGAGGUUCUUCCGAGUCUUGUUUGGUGGCACAAAAGGAGGAUGUAAACCAAGGAAAUGACCUAAACAAGGACUUAAGGGCAUUUCAAAACUGUGAUGUUGACACUAGCGUGCCAGUUUCUAAAACAGAGUUAAAGGAUGAGGUUGAAGAAGUAGUUGUGGAGAAAAACCUAAAAGGUGAAGUGGUUGAAUUUGAGCCUGUUGCCAUUACUAGGAAGGAUGUGAGGACAGACCAAAAGAGUCCAGUUUUUGUUCAAAGUCAAGAGACAGUAAAAGAGGAAAUAUUAGCAGAAGAUGAAAAACAGGUUUGUGAAAAUGUGGUCAGGAAUAUUCAGGCUGAAAAGAUUUCUGAGGUUCCAUCAGAAAAAAUAGAUGCAAACGACUCGCAGUCAAAAAAUUUAUGUGCUUCUGGAAAAAAGAAGAAAAAGAAGAGAAAAAGCAAGCAUAAACAAAAGCAAGAUUGCCAUGAAAAAGAGGGUAAUGCUGAGACAGGGAACCUAAAUGAACAGCAGCCGGAACCCUCACGUGAAUCAGCAAAAAGUGAACAAAUAGCAACUCAGUUGAAUAAUGAAGCAAAAAUGGACCCAGUAAAAAAUGAGGAUGAUUCUGGCGAAUUUCAAAUCCAUGAUACUGAUAUCUUAAAAUCAGCCACUAAUGUGCAAGGUUCUGACUCAGCACCCAUCAUUGAUAGUAACAUCCCAACUGAUGACUUGCCAUUUCAAAGUACCACCAGUGAUGUCAAAUCUAGUGAUCAGUUAGUUACUACAAAUGCUGAAGCAACAUUGCUAAGUAACAUGGAUGACACUCCUGCCAUUGAUGAGCAGGGUGCCCAGUUGGUAGACAUGGUUGCAGAAACAUACAUGGGCUCAAACAGGAGUGAUGUGCCUUUAGAAGAUCAAAGUCAUGCCAAGGAUGCAGCACAGCUUUCUGAAGAGGUGAAAGACGAUCAGGACUUACUUGCGGGACAUGAAUCCAAGGUAAAGUUGGACGAAGAUGAUGAAUGUGCCGAAUCACCUGAGUCUGGUGGUCUACAUUUAGAGGAACCAACAGAGGGUACCACUGAAUGUCUUUCUGCCAAACCAGAUAUAGCGGACAUGGGAUCAGAAGAACCUAUGCAUACUGAGUGUCAGCAAGACCAUGAAAGCAUUGCCGCUUGUUCUGAGCAAACCGGUGAAACACAGAUGGUUUUAAAUGCUCAGAAUACAAGUGUCGAUCAAGAACUACAAAUAGAUUAGCAGAAUGUUGGCAACUGGGAAACCUACUAAUGAUAUUUAAAAAUAUAAAGAACUGGAGCCCAGUGCUGGAGUCAAGCAUGAAAAAGCAUUUAGUUGUCAGAACCUUAGGCUGGUAGCUCUAUUCCUUGUGGAUGUCCAAAUUUGGAAGGGAAGGAGGUUAAAGGGUUUAAAUCUGAAAAGAAUAGUGAAAAGAAGAUCUCCAGAGACUAAGUAGGACUGCUAAAGUUAUUUAUUAUAUAACUGCAUCUAAAUAUAGACUAUAAAUAAUUGUUUUAUGUGGGAAAUCAGUCUAAACACACAACUGUUUCAAACAUUUCAGUAAUUGUUGUACAUCUGUAUGUGGAUCAUUGUAGUGUGAUUGUGUUACAUUCCAAAUAAGUCAGACCAUAUUGCACAUGAUGUCAGAAGAAAAUUCGAUUGCUAAUGGGUUGGUAAUGUCAUUACAGCUUAUAGUGUGUAAGGUCCUACCACUCGCACAGUGUAUACUUUUUCUCUCUUUAAAAAUAUUGCAAGCAGGAACAGCAGUAGCAAACUGGAUUUUGCAUUUCUGGUAUAGUGCAAAUAAAAUGAGUUCCUUAAACUGGUGACUACUUGCAGCUCUGUAUCAAUCUUGCAUUUGUACUGGAAAGCUUUGCAUUGGUUUCACAUUUUGCUCUCUAAUAUCAUGUCAUUCAAUUAUCUGAUACAUUCCAUUCUG
Molecule: messenger RNA, 3873 nt
Organism: Trichomycterus rosablanca
Lineage: Eukaryota; Metazoa; Chordata; Actinopteri; Siluriformes; Trichomycteridae
Gene: lrrfip1a
Product: leucine rich repeat (in FLII) interacting protein 1a
Exons: 19
Coding region: 378-3176 (932 amino acids)
Biological process (GO): regulation of transcription by RNA polymerase II
Molecular function (GO): DNA-binding transcription factor activity, RNA polymerase II-specific; RNA polymerase II cis-regulatory region sequence-specific DNA binding
Source: RefSeq, a predicted model, not a curated record